Molecule: messenger RNA, 2067 nt
Organism: Linum tenue
Lineage: Eukaryota; Viridiplantae; Streptophyta; Magnoliopsida; Malpighiales; Linaceae
Source: the annotation of a GenBank genome assembly
AUGACGACGUCGACCAAGAUUCUUGGCCCUCUAUCAGUCGCCGGAGCGGCGGUGUCCGGCGAUAAACCCCAAACAACAGUUACUGUUCCAUCCCCACAAACUGCAAUCGAACCCCUCAUCGUCAAGAGCCAGACGCUGGGAUUGACGGAUGAUCCGCCGAUGGGCCUGUCGGAGCAAGGCUCCGCCACCUACCUCUCCUCCGGCAACCCCUGCCUCGACUUCUUCUUCCACAUCGUCCCCAGCACCUCCGCCGACAAAUUAGCCGACCGGCUCAAUCUGGCGUGGGCUCACGAUCCCCUCACCGCGCUCAAGCUUAUCUGCAAUCUUCGAGGGGUGCGAGGUACCGGCAAGUCCGACAAGGAAGGAUUCUACGCGGCGGCGCUCUGGCUCUACACCCACCACCCGAAAACCCUAUCCCUCAACGCAAGGGCUGUUGCUGAGUUCGGCUAUUUCAAGGAUUUCGUCGAGAUUCUGUACCGGAUCCUCGAAGGCCUCGAUGUGAGGAAGAAAGCCGAGUUGGAGAGGCGAGAGGAGCGAGCAGCCAGGGUGAUGGCCAAGAGGAUGAGGAGAUACGCACACAUGUAUCGCCACGACGAGAACGAGGACGAGGAGGAUGAGAAUUCCGAGGCUGGGGUUGGAAUUACCCAGAAGGCCAAGAACUCGAAGAAAUCCGUCGACAAGGAAACGGCGAGGGCGAUGCGCAAGGAGCGAGAGGCUGCCAAAGCGGCCAAGGCGCUGAACCGGUACAAUUCCGAUUCCAAUUACAGGCUUCUCUUCGAUUCAAUUGCAGAUCUAUUUGCAGAUCUGCUGAAAUCCGACAUCGAGGCUCUUAAACCCAAGGAUUACUCGAGGAUCACUCUGGCGGCCAAGUGGUGCCCUUCGAUCGACUCCUCCUACGACAAAUCCUUGCUGAUCUGCGAGGCGAUUGCUCGCCGGAUCUUCCCCAAGAACAGCGAGAAGGAGUACGAAUCCAUGGAGGAAUCCCACUACGCCUACCGCGUCCGAGACAGGCUUCGGAAGGAAAUCCUCGUCCCUCUCCGCAAAGCGCUUCAAAUCCCAGAGGUUUACAUGAGCGCAAGAGAGUGGAAUUCCCUCCCUUACGGCCGCGUCCCGUCGGUGGCGAUGAAGAACUACAAGGAACUGUUCGUCAAGCACGACAAGGAGCGGUUCGAGGAGUAUCUGGAGAAGGUGAAGACCGGGAAGGCGAAGAUCGCAGCAGGGGCGCUGCUACCGCACGAGAUCAUCGCCCAGCUCAACGACAGCGACGAUGGGGCGGUGGCGGAGCUUCAGUGGGCGAGGGUGGUGGAGGACAUGAAAAAGCAAGGGAAGCUGAGCAACUGCAUUGCUGUUUGUGACGUGUCUGGCAGCAUGUUCGGGACGCCAAUGGAGGUGUGCGUUGCGCUCGGGCUGCUGGUUUCGGAACUGAGCGAGGAGCCGUGGAAAGGGAAGGUGAUCACGUUCAGUGAGGAUCCGGAGAUGCAUUUGGUGGAGGGGGAGACGCUCAAGGAGAAGACCGAUUUCAUCAGGAGGAUGGAUUGGGGAGGCAGCACCAAUUUCUACAAGGUGUUCGACAAAAUGCUCGACACGGCGGUUUCGAACAAUUUGAGGGAGGAUCAGUUGGUGAAGAGAGUGUUCGUGUUCAGUGACAUGGAAUUCAAGGAGGCUUAUGAGGAGCCUUACUCCUACCCCCAGCACCACUACUACGGAGGAUCUGACGAUGACGAUAAUGACUAUGACGAUGACGAGAACGAGGAGGAGGAGGAGGAAAAGGAAGUGGCUGAGGAGGCGAAGGCGGAGAACAGGAGCUGGGAAACGGAUUAUCAGGCGAUACAGAGGAAGUUUGGGGAGAAAGGGUACAACAGGGUACCGGAGAUUGUGUUCUGGAACCUGAGGGACUCGUCGGCGACGCCGGUGGCGGGAACGCAGAAUGGGGUGGCGCUGGUGAGUGGGUUCUCGAAGAAUUUGCUGACGAUGUUCAUGGAUGGAGAUGGGAUUGUGAAUCCAGAGGAUGUGAUGGCGUUGGCCAUUGCUGGGGAGGAGUAUAAGAAGCUUGUGGUGUUCGACUGA